Arabis nemorensis is the source of this 1296-nucleotide messenger RNA. The record is from the annotation of a GenBank genome assembly. Lineage: Eukaryota; Viridiplantae; Streptophyta; Magnoliopsida; Brassicales; Brassicaceae.
AUGUCUCCCAUUUCAAAACCAGUCUUCUUCUUCUUCCUCUUCUUCUUCCUUAACUAUGCUUCUCUCUCAUCCUCUCUAUCUCUCCACCUCCCUCUCACGUCACUCCCACUCAACUCUCCCUCCUCCCACUUCACCACCUCCCUCCUCUCCCGCCGUAACCCAUCUCCGUCGUCUCCUCCGUACAACUUCCGAUCAAAAUUCAAAUACUCAAUGGCUUUAAUCAUUUCUCUCCCUAUCGGAACUCCUCCACAAACCCAACAAAUGGUUCUCGACACCGGAAGCCAACUCUCUUGGAUCCAAUGCCACCGUAAAAAGAAGCUCCCUCCUCCCACAACCUCCUUCGAUCCUUCCCUCUCCACUUCCUUCUCCGACUUGCCUUGCUCUCAUCCUCUCUGUAAACCCCGUAUUCCCGAUUUUACCCUUCCCACUUCUUGCGACUCCAACCGCCUCUGCCACUACUCUUACUUCUACGCAGACGGAACCUUCGCCGAGGGUAAUCUCGUCAAAGAGAAAAUCACUUUCUCUAUUACCGAAAGUACCCCUCCUUUGAUCCUUGGUUGCGCUACCGAGUCCUCCGACGAUAGGGGUAUUUUGGGUAUGAAUCGUGGCCGUCUCUCUUUCGUUUCGCAAGCUAAGAUUUCGAAAUUCUCUUACUGUAUACCACCACGGUCGAACCGUCCCGGUUUUACUCCGACCGGUUCGUUUUACCUCGGGGAAAACCCGAAUUCUCAUGGUUUUAAAUACGUCUCUCUUUUGACUUUUCCCGAGAGUCAGCGCAUGCCGAAUCUAGAUCCUCUUGCGUACACUGUGCCGAUGAUCGGGAUCCGAAUUGGAGGAAAGAAGCUUAACAUUUCCGGUUCGGUUUUCAGACCGGAUGCAGGCGGGUCGGGUCAAACCAUGGUUGAUUCAGGAUCCGAGUUUACUCAUUUGGUUGACGCGGCUUACCAUAAAGUGAGAGAAGAGAUAGUGAAACUUGUGGGGCCGAGACUUAAAAAGGAUUACGUGUAUGGUGGAACAGCAGACAUGUGUUUUGUGGGAAACCCGAUCGCGAUCCAACGGUUGAUAGGCGAUCUUGUGUUCGAGUUUACGAGAGGAGUUGAGAUACUCGUUUCGAAAGAGAGGGUUCUGGUUAACGUAGGAGGCGGGGUCCACUGUCUUGGCAUCGGACGGUCGAGCAUGCUUGGUGCAGCUAGCAACAUAAUCGGGAACGUUCAUCAGCAAAAUCUGUGGGUUGAGUUCGAUGUGACCAAUAGGAGAGUGGGUUUUGCUAAGGCUGAUUGUACUAGAUUACCGUGA